AUGGGCGCGGGUGUGUUUGCCAACCCCACUGGCGCUCGGGAGAGGCGAGAGAAGUCUCAGCGCUCGCCGGAGAGAACACCUGCGUGUGGGUUUGUGCGCUUGAGCAUGCAGUAUCUUCAUGUCCCCGGCUGUUUUCUGUCGGCUUCCCUUGCCGCUGGCUGUACUGCUGUCUCGCUCCAGGCUCACAGACACAUGGCCAGGGGCAGAAUAUCUGCAUCGCAGCAAGGUGUUAAAGUGGUGCCAAGCACGCUGGCAGGUGGAGUUUACAAGGACUGCCACAGUGGGUGGUUACGGGCUUUGGCUGGAGCAGUCAUCCUCAGCAUCCCCAGGCUCUCCUGCAUCUGGUCUUGUGAUGUGCGCAGCUGGCUGACACAUGUCCUCAGCCUUCCAGAUAACGAGGGCUACGCUGCCUUCGCCCUGACUAACGAUGUGAGCGGGGCAGCAGAAGACAGGGUUUUGAGAUCUACCUGGCAGGGGAAGGCCGGUCGCAGCCCACUCCAGGCCCUGUACGAGAGCGACCAGUUUGAGCAGUCAUCACUGCAGGCGGUUCACCAGCAGAGACGGGAGCUGUUGAGCAACAUCUGCAACCGUUACACCCGCAAGCGGCGUCUCCUGCGGCCGGAUGACUUGCGGCACUUGGUGGUGGAUGACACGCAUGGGCUGCUUUACUGCUACGUACCCAAAGUGGCCUGCACUAACUGGAAGCGGGUGAUGAUGGUCCUGACGGGGCAAGGCAAGUACCGGGACCCACUGGAAAUCCCCGCCAAUGAGGCCCACGUCUCGUCCAACCUGCGCACCCUCUCCGAGUACAGCAUCCCUGAGAUCAACCACCGCCUGCGCAGCUACCUCAAGUUCAUCUUCGUGCGGGAGCCCUUCGAGCGCCUGGUCUCAGCGUACCGCAACAAGUUCACCCGCAGCUACAACACAGCCUUCCACAAGCGCUACGGGACCAAGAUCAUCCGGCGGCACCGGCAAGAGCCCAGUGACAAGGCCCUGGAGCGUGGGGAUGACGUGCGCUUCGAGGAGUUUGUCUACUACCUGCUGGAUCCACGGACGCAGCGGGAGGAGCCCUUCAAUGAGCACUGGGAGCGGGUGCACUCGCUCUGCCACCCCUGCAUCGUCCACUACGACGUGGUGGGCAAGUAUGAGACCUUGGCUGAAGAUGCCAACUACAUUCUCCAGCUGGUUGGGGCUGACACAAGCGUGAAGUUCCCAUCUUCAUCCAAGACCACCAGGACAACGGACGACAUGACGGCCCAGUUCUUCCAGGACAUUAGCCCCUUCUACCAAAGGAGACUCUUUAAUUUAUACAAAAUGGACUACUUGCUCUUCAAUUACUCCAUCCCCUCGUACCUCCGCAUCCGAUGA
Messenger RNA from Opisthocomus hoazin, 1368 nucleotides. NCBI's taxonomy places the organism in Eukaryota, Metazoa, Chordata, Aves, Opisthocomiformes, Opisthocomidae. The record is from RefSeq and is a predicted model, not a curated record.